AUGGCGGUGGCCAUGGCACUAGGUUCCCUGGGUGCGGUGGCCCUGGGCACCUUUGUGGUGGCCCUGCGGCUGCAGUGGCUCUGGGAUGCGCUGGUGGCUGUCACCCGAUUCCGGGCCACUUGUCAACAGCUGAACAAGUUCCCUAUCCCACCCUGGCACAAUUGGUUGCUGGGACACAGUGGCAUGGGCCAGAGCACGGAGGAAGCCCUACAGCAGGUGGACACCUUGGUGGCCCAGUACCGUCAUGGCUGCCUCUGGGGGGGAUUUCCCUGGCUGCCUGUCCUGCGCUUCUUCCACCCCACUCUGUCCACUCCUCAGUGCCUCAGGGAGGACAUGGGACAUCAGACGGGUCCCCAGGGCCACCCAUGGCUGUCACCGCACCUGGCACAGAGACCUGGCAGUGCCCAGGCAGAGGCCACCAACCCAAGUCCACAGGACGAGAACGGCCACACCCUGUCGGACGAGGACAUCGCGGCUGAGGCUGACACCUUCAUGUUUGAGGGUCAUGACACCACGGCCAGUGGCCUGGCAUGGCUCUUCUACAACCUGGCUGGCCACCCUGAGCACCAGGAGCGAUGCCGCCAGGAGGUCCAGGAGCUCCUGGCUGGCCGGGACACUGCGGACAUUGAAUGGGAGGACCUGUCCCAGCUGCCCUUCACCACCACGUGCAUCAAGGAGAGCCUGCGGCUGCACCCUCCUGUCACUGCUGUAUCCCAGUGCUGCACUGAGGACAUCCCCCUGCGUGAUGGCCAUGUCACCCCAAGGGUAUGGCAUGGCCAAGGGGUCAUCUGCCUGAUGAACAUCUACGGGACCCACCACAACCCAGACCUCUGGCCUGAGCCUGAGGUGUUCAACCCUCUGAGGUUCAGCCCUGAGAACAGCAAGGGACGGUCCCGGUUGUCCUUCAUCCCCUUCUCUGCUGGCCCCAGGAACUGCAUCGGGCAGAGCUUUGCCAUGGCUGAGAUGAAGGUGGCAGUGGCACUGACACUGUCCCGGUUUGCGCUGCGGAGGGACACGGCGAGGCCACCCCCGCGCCGCAAGCCCGAGCUGAUCCUGCGUGCUGAGGACGGGCUCUGGCUGCUGCUGGAGCCACUGGGAGUGGCUGAUGGACACGGGUCACCUGGACAUGGGGACAUCCUGCAAGGGAGGUGUCACAGCCAGGGAAAGAGCAGGGAAUAAACGGGAGCAUGAAGGGGACAGUAUCGUGGUGGUGGUGGGGAUGUGCUGUCCUUGGUCAUGGGACACCUCAUGGCAUGGACAUGUCAACCCAUGGACUUGUCCCCUAAGGCACUUGUCACCACCCAUGGCCAUG
Molecule: messenger RNA, 1312 nt
Organism: Passer domesticus (house sparrow)
Lineage: Eukaryota; Metazoa; Chordata; Aves; Passeriformes; Passeridae
Product: cytochrome P450 4F3-like
Exons: 8
Coding region: 1-1179 (392 amino acids)
Molecular function (GO): monooxygenase activity; iron ion binding; oxidoreductase activity, acting on paired donors, with incorporation or reduction of molecular oxygen
Source: RefSeq, a predicted model, not a curated record